AUGUCAGAGCUACAGUCCUCAGAUAUCGAGCUAUUUGAAAGGUUGAGCUCAUAUCCCUUCGGUUCGGAUCGUGAGUUUGCAGUUGGGCUCUCCAUCAUACUAGGCCAUCCGGAAUCACCUGCAUCGGAAGAGGAAAUCAAUCGCAGUGAUGACCUUACACUACAAGCUAAAUGCUUCUACUUCUCAAGGAAAGAAAAGCUCACGCCACCACUCGAUUUCUCGACCUACAAAGCUUGGUUGGAAUCAGCAUCAACAUCUAAGUCAGCCGACCUUUCAUCACCAGGCCCUACAGUGGACGUUCCAAAGUCUCAAGAGGAGCCUACAUAUCCUUCAUCCUUCGCUCAUAUAGUCGAACUCAUCACGACCGGUCAACCAAUCCCUGGAAUCCAACAAAUUCCAGACACCGUCUUGACAGGCCAUGACAAACCGAGCGAGAAGCCAGAAAGGCGGAAACCAUGGGAGAAAGGGAUAGCUAGCAAAUGA
Molecule: messenger RNA, 483 nt
Organism: Aspergillus niger
Lineage: Eukaryota; Fungi; Ascomycota; Eurotiomycetes; Eurotiales; Aspergillaceae
Exons: 2
Coding region: 1-483 (160 amino acids)
Source: RefSeq, a predicted model, not a curated record